GCUCCAUUUCCCACGGCGAAAACCCUCCGAUCAACAGAUCUCACUACCUGACCCAUCGAAUCCACUAUUCAGCUACCUAGAUCCUACUUUAAACCCUCUAGUUUCAGUCGCUGCACUACAAAAAUGCCAUUACAAAGCAAGAGAACGGUCAAGGUCCAUGAGAUCCCCCCAGGAACUACGAAAGCUCAAUACAUUGACUUCGUUGAGCAUCUUUGUACCAAGCCGCAGAAGACCUCUCGGUUUCGCUUAUCUCGGGUUACUAAGCAUUUCAAAAGCAAAUCGAAGUCAACUGCACCAACACUGUCGGCAUCAACGGAUGAGGUAGAGGAAGACGCAAAGUCAAAAGAUGAAGCUGAGCCAGCUCCGCCACCUUCGACUCCAAUAGGCAGAGGGGAGCAAGCUGCACCGCUACCCGACAAUUCUCGACCGACUGCAAAGGGAUGGAUAGAAACCACAUUCUGUUCCCAGAACGGUCAAUCAGUUGGGACGAUCUCUUUUGAGAAUGAGUUACUUAAAAGUGAAGCUCUGGCACGACACGAGAAGGAUAAGAAGUCCUGUUGGAAAGACUGGUUUGUCGAGGACAACUUCAAGGGAGUCACUAUUCUCUAUGAAGGGCCCGAUGCAAAGUUUGACAUCUGCGCGGUCCACGGGCUGGGCGGCAAUGCUAUCGACACCUGGACUGCUGACAAUGGUAAAAUGUGGUUCAGAGACCUCCUACCGGAGCAUGAGAACUUCAAAAACAGUCGCACUAUGACUUUUGGUUACGACUCGGACCUGACGGACAGAAGCACGGUUAUGGAACUAGAGAACUGGGCGGAGACUCUACUUCGGUCUCUGAACGAAGUGCGAACUGGGGAUAAGGAGAAAAAACGCCCGUUACUGUUUGUAUCUCACUCUUUGGGAGGGUUGGUUGUACGGAAGGCCAUGGCACGUCUACAUCUCACGCCCAAUUGCGAGAAUAUCACACUCUCUCGAUGUGCCAUCGUCUUUCUCGCCACACCACAUAACGGAUCGACAAAGGCUGAUUGGAGCAACUUUUUGGUAGCGACCGCCCAGGUGAUUGGGGGAGUUAGACCAGAGACCGUCAAGACACUACAGUCCUUCAACACGGCUUCCGUCUGGGAUACUGCAGCAUUCCUCAAUCUGGACCCAUGCCCGCCCUUUCGAUGUUUUGCAGAAGGUAUCUCGAUGCGCGUGAAAGGUACAAAUCAACAUAUUGUGACACAAGCAUCUGCCACUCUUGGCAAGCAUCAGGCACAUGUGAUCAUGAAUGCUGAUCAUAGUUCCAUUUGCAAGUUUGACUCGAGGCUGGGGACCUUCGUGACGAUCAAUAUGGCACUAUGGGAGUUACUUAAUGAGGUGACCACUGGUAGCGUGCAGCAACCCAAGACUCAACAAGAACGCCGUAUGUUUGGCCAGCCGCGCUUCCAAGCUCAUGCAUAUCCACCCGAUCGAGGUUUCUGGUGGGAGGGAAACGAGUUGAACGAGAUUCAACAUCAGAUCACAUCUACAAGACCUUUUUUUGGCCGGUCAAAAGAACUUGAAACACUUGAAGCGUCUUUAGCUACAGAUGACACCCGUCCAAAGCUUACCGUGAUCAAGGGUAUUGCAGGAAUAGGGAAAACCGAGUUUCUCCUUCAGUUCGCAGCUAGGCAAAGAGGCCGCAGGAAUGUCUUUUUCCUAGGAUCCCAUGAAAUGGAGACAGUUGACAGUGUGCUUUCCAAACUGUCGACGAGAAUAGGUUUCGAGAUGAUCGAGGAUCCGACCGAGAAUCAGGAACGGUGGAGAAGCACUCCCGUCUCCGAACGCAUCCAGAUCUUCCUGACGUGGCUGGGACAGGCGUGUAACAAAGAGUCGCUCUUUAUCGUUGAUGAUAUUGAGGCCUUCGGCUACUCCAAGAUCCCAGUCAUCCUGAAGUACCCGGCACAUCACGCCCUGGUCUCGACUCGAGAUUCCAACUUGAUACGGACCGAUCGACACUUUCGAGAAUUUCGGCUAUGUCCUUUGGGAUACGUUGAUACGACUAGAAUCCUGGAAAGCACACUUGAAGGCCUAUCAAGGGAUCCAAUUUAUCGGAAUGGCCUUGAUUUAGUCGCUCGUCGAGUCCAGGGCCAUCCUCUUGCAGCUCGGAAUGCCAUGCCGUUCAUAAUGGAGUAUUUACCAACCUACAACAAUCCUAACACCGCAUUCUCAGACCUCUUCCAUAGCGACGAUCCUGAAGAGCGAAAAGCAUUUCUCGAGUUCAGCUUCGAAGGCCGCUCACUUUGGGGCGGUUUCAACACUUCCCUUGAGCGUCUAGAGCUUCAUGCGAACCCCCAGAGCGCGACUAAGUUACUCCAAAUACUUCCAUUCCUAUGCUUUGACGAUGAGUGUGUGGACGACUUUUUAAAAAUGGACAAGCGCUGGCUACGCGAAUCUGAAGAAGAGCUUGCUGAUAUAGCGAUGCUCAAGUCUGGCUACACGGUCAUAUCGAGCUGGCUCUCUAAACUGCGUGGUGUAUCAUUUUAUGUCUAUAGUGACUCAUCCAGUCCCGCCAAAGCCCUCAACAUCCAUCCUCUCAUGUCACAGUAUAUGCUGUUACAUAUAGACGAGCGGAGAAGAACCAGUCUCUUGAGACAAGUACUACACCUCUUCUAUAGGCUUGAAGCUAGAGGGGCGGAACGGGAGUCCCAAAUACAGCCGCAUGUGCAACACUGCAUCCGAGUGUGUCAAAGACUAGGUUUGUCACUGAACAGCUUGGGCCUCCCAGAGGGCGUCAUGAAGUGGGUAGAGGGGUUCCUUGAGGAACAAGAGGUACAAGGGCUGGAAGAUUUGGAAGAGGUGGGAGAAGAUCCAUUUGCUGACCCCGUGGAAGUGCCCUACAAGUCAGUAGACGAUUUCGUCACACUUUGUGCUCAGAUGAAAGAAAAAGUGCAGAGUUAUGGGAACACGAUAGCUGAAGGCUCAACUGCGUACAAGAUGAUAACCGAUUGUACGAUGGCCUAUCGGGAAGUACGGAGGCGCAUAGGACUGCAAGAAAGAGUACCUGACUCACGUAGGCCCAAUCUUGUCGAUGCCAUCGCAAUACUUCAAGACAUGGUCAGAUUGUGUAGCAUUUACCCAGAAUUCGUUUACGAGCUGGAAGACUUCAAGAGAAGCCUGGAAAAAGACUGAUGAGACCGCCUGGUAGGCAAGGAUAUAAAUGAUAAUAAAAUAUGCCACAUUUCAUACUUAAAGUCUCCCAGCGGUCCAGAUAACCUCAUCGCUUUCAUGAGUUGAGCCCGAAAAUGCGAUAACCCCGCAGACGUCGGCCAUACGAACACAUCCGAGCUUACAGUGGCGUCUGAAGGAUAAGCAGGAUUUC
Fusarium redolens is the source of this 3343-nucleotide messenger RNA. RefSeq lists its product as uncharacterized. The record is from RefSeq and is a predicted model, not a curated record. The transcript has 7 exons. The coding region runs from base 124 to 3153 and encodes 1009 amino acids. Lineage: Eukaryota; Fungi; Ascomycota; Sordariomycetes; Hypocreales; Nectriaceae.